AUGAGAAAUUCUUCUCAUCGUUUGCCCUCCCUAUUAGCCGAUCGCCCACCCACCGCCCAUUGCUGCCCACUUGCCUCUCGCCGUUUGUCGUCUCCUGCCUCCAACCGCUCUCCUCCCGCCGCCGCCCACCUCCCAUUGUCUGUCUGCCACCGUCUUCCGCCGUCAGCCGGUCGCCUCCCGCCGCCCUCCUCUCGUUGCCGCCCUCCUUCCUCCGCCCUCCUCCCCCCGCCGCCCUCCUCCUGCCGCUGCUUAACGCCGGCCGCCUCCAGGCACCAUCCUCCGCACUGGCCGCGUCGUCGUCCAUCGUCGCCUCCCCCCACCGUCCACCGCCCGCCGUUCGCUGCCACCGUCCGCCCUCCUCUCGCCGUCACUCCCUUCCCGCCGCUGGCCGUCGCCCGCCUCCAGCCAUUGCUUGACGCCGGCCGCCUCCAGCCGCCGUCCUCCGCACAAGCCGCGUCGCCGUCCGCUACCGCCUCCCUCGCCGCCCGCCAUUCGCUGCCAUCGUCCUUCUCCCGCCAUCCGCCGCCGCCAUCCGCCCACCUUCCACUCACCGGUCACUGA
Molecule: messenger RNA, 561 nt
Organism: Syzygium oleosum
Lineage: Eukaryota; Viridiplantae; Streptophyta; Magnoliopsida; Myrtales; Myrtaceae
Product: extensin-like
Exons: 1
Coding region: 1-561 (186 amino acids)
Source: RefSeq, a predicted model, not a curated record